AUGGAUUCAAAGGCACAUCACAACCGAGUGAAUGAUGACAAGUACUUGCAUCAGGCGCAUCAAGAGAUGGACAAGAAUAUGCAGCGGGAGCGAGAGGUGAUGGACAAGAAUCUGAAGCAGGAGCGGGCAACCGUGGACCGCAUGAGGAAGGAGGAGCGUGCAGCCAUGGAACAGAUGAUGAAAGAGGAGCUUGCAGCCAUGGAUCAGAGGUUGAAGCAUUUCCAUGACGAUAUGGACCUAAAGUUGAAGCAGGAGCGCAAGAACUUGGAUCGCGCUAUGCAGCUCGAGCGUGGCAGGAUGGAAUUCAAUAUCAUGCAGGCGCGUGCGAACAUGGACCUUAUGUUGAAGCAGGAGCGUAAUGACAUGAAUCACAAGUCCAAAAUGGAGGAGAUCCGCAUGGAAGGGAAUAUAAUGCAAGACCGUGUUCUACAACUCGAGCGUGGUAAGAUGGGCUUCAAUAACAUCCAGACGCGUGUGGGCAUGGACCUUAACUUACCACAUGACCGCAAUGAUCUGGAUUACAAGGCCAAGAUGGAGGAGACCCGCAUGGAAGGAAAUACGAUACAGGACCAUGCUAAUACACGCCUGAAGGAUGACAAGGCCAAGAUGGAGGAGAUCCGCAUGGAAGGGGGUAUGAUGCAAGACCAUGCUAGUACAGGCACGAAGGUUGAACAAGAGAUCCGUACACCAGAGCAAUCUGUCUCAUCCUACGUAGUUGUAAUGCAAUUUAUUGUUCAUGUGGACGAAGAACUUUCUCAUGUUCCUGAAGCAUACCACAACAAGAAACCUGGUAUGACGACAGUACUUGAACCUGCCAAGGUGGACUGGCAUAUAAUGGUGAAAAAUUUGCGUUACCAUGGGUACAAAGGGGAAGCAGAUUUGUACUACAUCAAGCCUGGGUGCGUACCACCAGAAGGAAUGGUAAAGAUGUUAGGCCAGCAUGAUGUCAAUGAAAUGUUGUACACUUUAGAAGGGAUAAAGAAAUGUCAUUUGUACAUUGUGAAGAAUUGUGCAUUCCCAGAUUAUAGCGACGAUGACAUGUCUGAACAGGACAUGUCCGAAGAAGACAUAUAUGCAUGUGGCUACAUGGAUAUCGGCGAGAGGGACAUGGGCGAAUAUGGGUCAUCGCCCAAAAGGAAGAAACUUGCAGAUAACAAUACGAAGAAAGCAUUGGAUUUCAGCAGCUGUGAUGAGCCUCUUCAGUAG
This is a messenger RNA of Triticum aestivum (bread wheat), 1206 nucleotides long. RefSeq lists its product as uncharacterized. Bases 1 to 1206 code for a protein of 401 amino acids. Lineage: Eukaryota; Viridiplantae; Streptophyta; Magnoliopsida; Poales; Poaceae. The transcript is spliced from 5 exons. The record is from RefSeq and is a predicted model, not a curated record.